Phoenix dactylifera (date palm) is the source of this 1150-nucleotide messenger RNA. Lineage: Eukaryota; Viridiplantae; Streptophyta; Magnoliopsida; Arecales; Arecaceae. The record is from RefSeq and is a predicted model, not a curated record.
CUGGGGCGGCCGGACUCGUGCCCGCGCCUGGCUUCUCCGGUACUCGGUGGUAAUCUGAUCGGCGUCAUCGAGGGAGAUGAGGUGGUAUGCAGAGGGCACUGAAUAUAGUGUACAGGAAGAGGGAGGACUAUAUAGCUAUGCUCUUUUAUGCUCCAUGGUGUCCUUUCUCUAGAAUUUGCCGGCCAAAUUUCCAGGUUUUAUCUUCCUUGUUUCCGACCAUUCGUCAUUUUGCAUUUGAAGAAUCUGUCAUCAGAUCGAGCAUACUCUCUAGGUAUGGUGUUCAUGGUUUCCCAACUCUUUUCCUCUUAAAUUCUACAAUGCGAGUGCGGUAUCGUGGAUCACGAAAUAUUACUUCCCUAGUUGCUUUCUACAAUGAUGUUACAGGUGCUAAUCCCGCGGUGCUAGAUCCAAUACCGGUGGAGAAAAUUGUGGACCCAUCAACUGAUACUGAACUCAAGGAAGAUAAUGAACAAGAAAAUUGCCCAUUCUCAUGGGGAAGGUCACCAGAGAAACUGCUUCAACAGGAUACAUAUCUGGUGCUGGCCUGGUCCUUUGUGCUAAUGAGAUUGCUUUAUAUCCUUCUUCCAAAACUAAAUGCCUGUGUCAAGCGGGCGUGGAGGCGGCAUAUGCAGUAUGCGAGUUUGAUGAGCUUGCAAGAUCGUUCACAGGCUUAUGUUGUGUUUUUCAACAGAUUGAAUCCAUGCAAAAGAGGGAAUUUGCAGGAAGGAGCAAUGAAUGCGAAAGUAUGGGCUUCCAAGUCACUGGCAUCAGUCUCCAUUGGUGAGCCGAGUUCUGGAAGAGCAUACUCUGCAGGCGACAGGAGAUAAAGAUAAUACGGUGUUGCCUUCUCAACAUCGUCCGUGUAGCAGACAGGAUACACUAAACGGAUAUCCAGCUUGUUUUCAUUUUCAAAUUGUGAGGCGUUGCGAUAAUUCUGGCAACAUCCUAUCCUUGGGAUGGAGCUCAUUUAAAGUUCCAACUGUUGACCUUUUCUAUAUCAUAAAUUUUACUACUUAAUGUUAUUGAAGAUAUACCCCUUCUGUCUUGUUGUACUCGCUGUUAGCUGCUGCUCCACUCUGGUUACAUCAAAGUGAUGUAAAAUGCUAUAAAUUAUCAUCAAAAGUUGAUGUAAUAUAAGCAGUCCUUGAUA